AAAUGAAAAAAGAAGAAUGUCAGAGAAAGCUGGAGAGGCAGGAGAAAGAACUGAAAAAGGGAAAAAGAGAGUUGAAAGUGCCAAAAAAGAGACAGCCACUGUGAAGCACGGGACGAGAGAUAAAACACGGGAAGAGAGAAAAAAAAAGCGCAAGAAGGUUUUCGAAACAAGCUCAGAACACAAGACUAGUGAACAAGACUCAGAAGAUAAAGAAAACAGUGAGGACAAGGAGGUAAAGCCCGAGAGUCUGUCCCCAGAUGAGCUGGAGAAACUGAAGGAGGCAGUGGAUGAAAAGAAAAAGCUGAUUCAAAGUUUGAGAGGAAAGCCCUGGCCAAUGAAGAAGAAGCUUGUUACUUUGCGGGAGUCUCAGCAGUUUCUGGAGAAAUACGAGGGAGCUCUGGGGAAAGGAAAAGGCAGGAAACUCUACGCAUACAAAGUCAUGAUGACCAAGAAGUGGAUGAAGUUCCAACGAGAUUUUGAAAACUUCAAAACUGCCUGCAUUCCAUGGGAAAUGAAAAUCAAAGAGAUAGAGAGUCAUUUUGGCUCCUCAGUUGCCUCAUACUUCAUCUUCUUAAGGUGGAUGUAUGGCAUCAACAUGAUCUUAUUUGGUCUGACCUUUGGAUUGGUCAUGGUUCCGGAGGCCUUAAUGGGGCGACCUUACGGGAGCAUCCCAAGAAAGACUGUACCCAGAGCUGAAGAGGCAUCUGCUAUGGACUUUGCCGUCCUUUGGGACUUUGGGGGUUAUGCCCAAUAUUCUGUCCUCUUCUAUGGUUUCUACAGCAACCAGCGUGCCAUUGGUUGGCUCAAGUUCCGUAUGCCUUUGUCUUAUUUCUUAGUUGGUGUGGGAACAGUGGCUUACAGCUACAUGGUUGUUAUAAGAACGAUGGCUCGCAAUGCAAAUGAGUCAGGAGUUGGCGAUGACAACAGUUUCAACUUCAGCUGGAAGAUGUUUACCAGUUGGGAUUAUCUGAUAGGGAACCCUGAAACGGCAGACAAUAAGUUUGCCUCCAUCACCACUUGCUUCAAGGAGGCGAUAUUAGAGGAGCAAGAAAGUCGGAAGGACGACAACAUCCAUCUGACUCGUUUCCUGCGAGUGCUGGCAAACUUUCUGGUUUUGUGCUGCUUGGCAGGAAGCGGAUAUCUUAUUUACUUUGUUGUGCGACGCUCUCAAAAGUUUGCCCUGGAUGGUUUUGAAAAUCACACCUGGUGGGAAAGAAAUGAGGUAAACAUGGUCAUGUCAUUACUAGGGAUGUUCUGCCCCAUGCUUUUUGACGUUAUCAGCACCCUGGAGAAUUACCACCCACGUGUUGCCCUGCAGUGGCAGCUGGGUCGCAUCUUCGCUCUCUUUUUGGGAAACCUUUACACCUUUAUUAUUGCACUCAUGGAUGAGAUUAAUGUUAAAAGGGAGGAGGAAAAGAUAGUUAAGUUUAACAUAACCAUGUGGGAAGCAAGUCUUUAUAAUGGCACUGUAUCAGAAAACUUCACCGCUUCCCCCAUCACCAUCCACCCUGCUGAUGUGCCCCGAGGGCCCUGCUGGGAGACCAUGGUAGGCCAGGAGUUUGUUCGACUGAUCAUCUCUGAUACCAUGACAACUUAUAUCACGCUGCUGAUUGGUGAUUUCUUACGGGCCGUUCUUGUUCGUUUUCUAAACCACUGCUGGUGCUGGGACCUUGAAGCUGGAUUUCCAUCUUACUCUGAGUUUGAUGUCAGCGGAAAUGUCCUGGGCCUCAUCUUCAAUCAAGGAAUGAUAUGGAUGGGAGCCUUCUACGCUCCUUGCCUGCCUGCCUUAAACGUCCUGCGGCUACAUGUGUCCAUGUACCUGCAGUGCUGGGCUGUGAUGUGCUGCAAUGUGCCACAGGAGCGAGUCUUCAAAGCUUCAGGCUCUAAUAAUUUCUACAUGGCCAUGCUGCUGGUCAUUCUCUUCCUGUCCACUCUGCCUGCUAUCUACACCAUUGUCACUAUCCCCCCUUCCUUUGACUGUGGACCCUUCAGCGGCAAGAACCGGAUGUUUGAUGUGAUCCGUGAGACGCUGGAGUCUGACUUUCCAGCCUGGUUUAGUAAAGUAUUCAGCUAUGCUUCCAACCCUGGGCUGGUGCUGCCCUUCAUAUUACUGAUGGUAUUGGCCAUAUAUUACCUGCAAUCCACAUCUAAGAGCUACAAAGAGGCAAAUGUGGAACUGAAGAAAAAACUUCAAAUGCAAAAUGAGGAAAACAAGAAGAAAAACAAGAAGGCCGCACAAAAAGCAUUAAUGGAUCUGGAGGAGGCAAGAAAAGUUGCAUUAGAGUCUGCAGGCCAUCAGAGGAACAACAAUGCUUCAUUCCAAGGUCAGGAGGCCAGAGACAGAGAGAUGGAACAAGCAACCAGAGUCCCUAGACCCAGCAACCACAUGAGCCACAGGACCCCGGGAUACCUGCCCAAUUUCCCUCUGCAAAGUGAAGCCAUGAUCCGUCGGGCACCAAGCCUACAGAGACACUAAUGAAUGCAAAGGAACGCGGAGAAAAAUACUUUACAGAGCGACUCAUGUUUAGACAAAAUGAAAGCAAUGAGCAUGAUACACAUUUGAGUACUCUUUUCUAUUUUGAAAAUGAUGUUUUUUGAAAAUUUAAAAAACAAAUUGCAUAAGCAUCUUUUAAUCAAAAAAAUUAAAAUCAUAAACAUCUUUAAUUACACCAAGACUGAUGAUCUACACUAAGAUGAUAGUCUGCUGUUAAUUUUGUCCACAAGAAAGUAUCAAAUCGUUUAUCAAAAACUAAGUUAUUGACUGUUUCAUUUUUAUAAAUAAAGAGGAGCUCCAAACAGAAUGUCUUUUAUAAUUAAUGAAGUUUGAUCAUUACAAAACACUCAUUUAAAUUCUCAUUAUGUAGCUGACAUGUCUGCUACUCUGAUGAAAAUCUUUGAACGUAUCAUGUGUCUCUGUGUGUGACUGUACUGUGGGCUGUUGGGCAUGAAAGAUCCUAUCAAGCAAUCCAUUAUUGACGGACCUAAUUAAGCAGACAAUUCUCUAUCUGCUCUGAGAUAUUUAAUCAUAAGCGCAUUGUCAGGAUGUUACCAAUGUAAAAUGGUUUGCCCUUUUUGAUUUUGGGAAUGUUUAAAAAACAUAAAGAGGAUUUUAAUUGUUUUAUGCUUAUGCUAAAACUAUAACAAGUAAGUGGUUCAUUGAAAAAUUAUGCUAAGAGAUACUCCAUCAAAGUUUUGAUGGCAUGGAGUUAUGCUCUCAGUGGCACAUAUUUCUCACUGAAUGUUUGAAUUUAAAAAAAUUGUGUUCUAGGACAUUGUUUCUGGAGAACGGGAAGAGUUUAUUAUAAUUUUGUCUUUGAGUUGUGGGCAGGACUGUUGGCAGGGAGUAAGCCUGUCUUCAUUUCCCAUCAAUCCUUUGCCAACACUCUUUCCAGCUAGCUCACAGCCCCUCACAACCCAAAGCCAAUGUUACCAGUGCAAAAAUUUGAA
Oryzias latipes (Japanese medaka) is the source of this 3447-nucleotide messenger RNA. RefSeq names its product transmembrane channel-like 1 (gene tmc1). Gene Ontology annotation, biological process: vestibular reflex; detection of mechanical stimulus involved in sensory perception of sound. The record is from RefSeq and is a predicted model, not a curated record. NCBI's taxonomy places the organism in Eukaryota, Metazoa, Chordata, Actinopteri, Beloniformes, Adrianichthyidae. Gene Ontology annotation, cellular component: plasma membrane. Gene Ontology annotation, molecular function: mechanosensitive monoatomic ion channel activity.